Molecule: messenger RNA, 2052 nt
Organism: Colletotrichum truncatum
Lineage: Eukaryota; Fungi; Ascomycota; Sordariomycetes; Glomerellales; Glomerellaceae
Product: Calcium channel YVC1-like protein 5
Source: RefSeq, a predicted model, not a curated record
AUGUACUUACGACGCAGACGGCAAACAUUGAAGCCGCCGCACAUGAGACGGUCGCCGCCGCCGAUGGAAGAGGCCAAGUUGUGGACGGGUCGGGAGCGCCCUGCUCCCAGCCCGGCGUUUACGGAUCCGGAUGAGGACGAGGAUGAAGGUCCCGUCGGCGCUGCUGGCGGCUCCGAAACGGAGGCUUGUCUUGGGGACGACGAGAGGAGGGGCACUGAGGCCGAGGGGGAACUGUUGCCCAUCUAUGUGUCGAUGCACCGAGUGCGCCGGCUCAUCAUCGCGAGUAUAGAUGAUCCAUAUACGCUUGAUCAGUUGAGCGACCCACGGAUGAAUAUCCUCAUCGUGCGGCCUCUCGUUGACAGACUUUACAACCCAAAAGAUAUCACGAUAGUAUACUGUUUGCUGGCUAACCGGCUUUACUUCCUCCGCCAGCAAGCCACCACAGUUCACCAGGCUGUGAACAUUGCUCGGGCGACUCUCUGUGAGCUGGUCGCCACCCGUGUGCUCCGGCGCUUCCAUGAGGACCAGCCGGGAUCUCAGGGGCUACUCUUCCUCUCUCACCUCCUCGUCGGCGGUUUCGACCCCUUCGAGGGCGCUCCGCAGGCUGUCGAAUUCCAAGGCCGCCGGCAAUGGGCCGUCCAGGAGCGCGGCGGGCUGGAGCGGAAGCUCACGGCGCUCGAACUCGCCAUCUUGUCUGAGAGCAAGAACUUUAUCAGCUCGGCGGGCUGUCAGCGCGUCGUCAACGCCGUCUAUGAAGGUCGCGUCAUCUACACGCCGCUCUCCUUCGUCGAUAUCCUCCCGGACCACUACAAGUACCACCCCAUAUCAAUUUAUGACCCGCGCAAGGCGCCGAUUCUCAACCACUACCGCCUCAUCGUCCCGCGCUCGCGCAACUUUAUCGAGUUUAUCCACUUCCUAAUCCUUAUGAUCCUCUAUUUCCUCGCCAUGUUGUACCGGCGGAGCAGCAACGAGGUAUUCGAGUUCCUGUUCUGCAUCUACGCCGCCGGCUGGGUGCUGGACGAAUUCGCCGCCAUCAUAGAGCACGGCUGGGAGGUGCACGCGCAGAACCUCUGGUCCUGGCUUGACGUAACCUUCUCCGUCAUCUACGGCGCCUACGUAGUCGCGCGCAUCUACGAUGUCGCGACGGGCCACUUCCCUGACGGCCACGGUCUGCACAUCCUGCCGCUUGCGGCGCCCAUCCUGCUGACACGCAUCGCCUUCAACAUCGCUCCGGACAACAUCGUGCUCAUCUCCCUGCACGCCAUGAUGAAGGAUUUCCUGCUGUUGUCGUUCCUCGCGUGCUGGUGCUUCAUGGGCUUCCUGCUGGCGCUGCAGUGGCUCAUCGACUCCAACGACAACUUCAACGAGACGCCGAGCUGGUUCACCAUCUGCAAGUGGAUGCUCUGGAUCUGGUUCGGUCUCGACGGCACGGGCAUCGAGGAGUCGGUGCAGUUCCACAUCGUCCUCGGCCCCGCGCUCAUGAUCGGCUUCGCCUUCCUCGGCAACACCCUGUUCCUCACCAUCCUCGUCGCCAUGCUCACCAACACCUUCUCCAAGAUCAUCGCCGACGAGACCGCCGAGGUCCAGUUCCGCCGCGCCGUGCUGACCUUCGAGGGCGUAAAGUCCGACGCCAUCUUCGCGUACCCGCCGCCCUUCAACAUCUUCGCCCUGGCCACGCUGCUCCCGCUGCGCUUUCUCGUGUCGCAAAAGACCUUUCACACCGUCAACGUCGCCCUCAUCCGCGCCCUGAACCUGCCGACGCUGCUGCUCAUCAGCCUAUACGAGCGCCGCCAGUUCUCGCGGAGGUCGCGGAACAAGACGCGCAACGGCCUGCUUGGCUGGCGCCAGUUCUCGGGCUUCUCGCCCCACGGCGACAUCCAGGCUGUUUUUGAGUCUCGGCCGCCGCCGGAUGUCGCGGAUAUCAUCGAGCAGCUGGAUAAGCUCGACGGAGGCGCGGCGGAUGAGGUCGUGCCGAGGUUGAGCGUGGAUUUGGGACGGCCUAUUCGGUGGAGGUCACGAUUAAGGAAUGGAGUUUUGGAGCAUGAUGAUUAG